AUGAUGUUCGAGCAUCUGAAAGAGCGGCUCCAGUCCGUGCAGCAGGACUUCAGCUCCGGGUUUAAGACUCUAGGGGACAAGUCCAAAGAAUCCAAAGUUACACGGAAACCACGAACGUGUACCGAGGAGACGUCUGUGCGAAAGAGCAGCAUCACGGGGGAGGAGGGGGAUGAGGAUGAGGAGGAGAGGGAUGAAGAGGAGAGCAGUGACCUGGAGCUUGAGGAGGAGGUUUUGCCGGACGCUACCCUGGACCUGUCCUGA
This is a messenger RNA of Knipowitschia caucasica, 261 nucleotides long. NCBI's taxonomy places the organism in Eukaryota, Metazoa, Chordata, Actinopteri, Gobiiformes, Gobiidae. The record is from the annotation of a GenBank genome assembly.